GGUACUAGUGAAGAAUGGAGGAUUGUAUUUUAUAUAGCCUCGGGUGUCGCCGUGUUUGCAGCAAUAAUGUACGGUAUAUUUGGAAACAGCGAACUGGCACCAUGGGCGAGAGGAGCAGAUGGUGAUCUUGAAAUGGAAGUCAAACUGUCAAAGGAAGCGCUUACCAAAUGUUAAGAUGAAGCUGUGGCAAUAUUAGACUAGAAAAAUGACAUAUCAACCGCAGACCUGUGUGAUUUUAUUUUAUCUGUCAAGAUAUGUGUGUCAAAGCGGAGCUACAAGGCCAGAUUUUCAAUUUCUUUGGUUACUUUUUACAUUAAAAGAGAAUAAAUGAGUCGCAGUGAUAAAACAUUUUUUUUAAAUGAUUGUCUUUUUUCAGAAAAAAAUUAUUGGAUUAUUUGCAUUGAUCGUGUGUGUG
Molecule: messenger RNA, 415 nt
Organism: Ruditapes philippinarum (Manila clam)
Lineage: Eukaryota; Metazoa; Mollusca; Bivalvia; Venerida; Veneridae
Product: vesicular glutamate transporter 1-like
Biological process (GO): monoatomic anion transport
Molecular function (GO): transmembrane transporter activity
Source: RefSeq, a predicted model, not a curated record